GUGCUACCCCGGAUACUUCAUGUACAACUCAGUUCAUUUUCCAUAUGCCUACAUCACUUGCUAUGGUCAGCUGGGAUCCUGGAGUCCUAAACUCUCUAACUGCAUUGCUCUUAACGUGUGUAAGGCGCCUGUGACACCCACGGGAAUCAAUGUCAUUACCGGGGUCAACUCGCUCAAGUUGAACGGUACCCUCAGUUUCAUCUGCCCCUUGAACAUGGCCACCACAUCCCUUAACACUACACAGAACCUCACCUGCUCUACGGUAACCGACCACACUGAAGUCCACUACUCCUUCGUCCCCCAAGUUGAGCCUUGCCAAGUGUGUCUGGGAGCACCGAGUGUGGGCAACGCCACGACCACCUGGAUCAACACCACCAUAUACCAAAUCGGUGACAUAGUGACAGCAACCUGCCUCAAGGGAUACCAACUUGACUUCGGGGUAACUGACCAGACUGUCGUAACUGACCAGACUGUCAACUGCACGGCGACCGGCUGGGAAAACGUUACGUCCUGUUACUUAGCAUGUGUUGACCAGCCUCCAUCCCUGGGUGCCAACACUACGUGGAACAUCACACACAACAACAUCACCACAGUCCUCAACCACCAGUGUCCCAACGGUACUUUAAUGUUGCUAAAUAGCACACAGCAACUGGUGAAUAAGACAACGGUAACAUGUGGCGCUGACGGCCUGUGGACCCCAGCUUACCUACCUCCAUGUUUGUUCUACUGUACAGAAGAACCCUUCGUAGCUAACGCUACUACCACGUGGCUCAACACCGAUAUUUACAUGGUGGGGGAUAUAGUGAACGCAACCUGUAUCACCAGUAACCUGGUGGACACAGUCAACAUCACACAGUCAAUCAACUGCACCACAACUGGUUGGAGUUCGUCUAAACCAUGCCAAAAAGCAUGCAUCGAUGAUCCUCCAGUGGCAGCGAGUAACAUGACUAGAGAUGUUCUGACUAGCAGAUUUGUUGGUUCCGUCCUUCAGUACGUGUGUUAUCCUGAUCAGCUUAUGAUCAUUAACAGAAUCCCCACAAACUCGUCUCCAGCCUUGCUGCCCAAGAUGGCUAGUGUAUUGACAGGACCCAGCCCGCCCUACACAGUCAAUUCCACCCUCACCUACUCCUGCGCCAACUCCUUCGUUUCCCUCACCGGUGCCACCAACACCUCUGUUACCUUCAACGGCGUUAACUGGGCUAUGAGCGAUCCCAGCUUCGUAUGUAUAUCACGUAGGUAUCCAUGAUAUUCCGGUGCGUAAAUAACUUUGCAAUAUAGCUACAGAUGCUUAGGAAGGGACGAGAGCUGUGACCAUGAGUAGGUGGGUAGCUUUUAUGUCUUGAGAUUACCGAACGGAGGAUCGAGCUUCCACCAUUGUUUACGUUGAAUAUCCCACGUGGAUUUAGUGCCAUUUAAUUUUUACAACAAUGAGGGAAACUAAACCAGAGGUCGGGGAACCCGGGUAAAUUAUCCCAACUGGGGUAAAAAUUAAAAUCUCGGGGGUAAUGAAGGGUGAAUAAACAUAUAAAUA
Messenger RNA from Cherax quadricarinatus, 1531 nucleotides. Lineage: Eukaryota; Metazoa; Arthropoda; Malacostraca; Decapoda; Parastacidae. The record is from RefSeq and is a predicted model, not a curated record.